GUUAGGGACGGGCAGAGUGUCGACCAGAACAGGCAGGCGGAUGGCUGGUGUGUGAGUGCGUCGAGUCAUGCCAUCAGGCUCUUGUACUGUGUACUGGUUACCGAAGUUAUCGUCAUCUCCACCGCCGACACCGGCUUGUGCACCGUCCUCAGCUCGCUGGUGGUGGCACCCAGCAUCGUGUUAUUACUGCUUCUGCCCGCAUGUCGUUGGCUUCUGGACUCUUUACCCGCCCGCCACACUCUUACACCUCCACCUCUUCACUGCGAACAUGGAGACCAGGUACAAGAGUCGUGGUGUGAGCAGCCAGUGCCCACGGGCGUCUCGUUACGCCUCAUCUGCCUCUGCAUCUGCUCCAGCUACAGCUGCAUCCAGCCUGGAGCUGAGGGAGUUGCGUCGUCACAAUUACAAGGCUGCCGUCCUGCCCAACAAGUCGGCCUCAUACCUAGAACACCGGCGCACCCGCAGCAGCCGGGGCAUGAACAUGGGGCAGAAGAUAUCAGGAGGUGUAAAGACUGUGAAUCGUGAGAGUCCUCAGCCCUACAAGCCCGUAAUCCCUCGUGAGCUGGCCCAAGAGUUCACUCGUCCAGCUCGCUUGGAUGCACUAUUGGACAUGCCACCUGCAAGUCGCGACUGUCAGAUGAAGCAUGCCUGGAAUGCAGAAGAUCGCUCAUUAAACAUCUUCGUUAAGGACGAUGACAAGCUGACAUUCCACAGACACCCUGUUGCCCAAAGCACUGAUUGCAUACGAGGAAAGGUGGGGCUCACAAAAGGACUGCAUGUGUGGGAGGUGCAUUGGUCUACCCGGCAGCGGGGGACACACGCAGUAGUAGGUGUUGCAACACAGGAUGCUCCACUACAUUCAGUAGGGUACCAGAGCCUAGUUGGCAGCAAUGACCAGUCAUGGGGUUGGGACCUUGGCCGAAAUAAACUGUAUCAUGAUUCAAAGCAUAGUGCUGGUGUCACAUACCCAAUGUCGCUCAAAGCAGAUCAGACGUUUAUUGUCCCUGACAAAUUUUUAGUUGUGUUGGAUAUGGAUGAUGGCACUUUGUCAUUUGUUGUUGAUGGCCAGUAUCUAGGUGUUGCAUUCCGUGGGCUUAAAGGCCGGAAAUUAUACCCUAUUGUAAGUGCAGUUUGGGGUCACUGUGAAAUCACCAUGAAAUAUAUUGGAGGAUUGGAUCCUGAGCCCCUCCCACUGAUGGACUUGUGCAGGCGGGUGAUACGGCAACACAUAGGCAAGCACCAGUUGGAGGAACGCAUCACAGACCUGAACCUGCCUCAUGCCAUGAAGGUUUACCUCCUGUAUCGUGACCGCAGAUAACAAACUCACAGUCUAGUGUCUGGCGAGGAGUUGCUUGCCACCGAGUGACAACAAACGCUCAACACUUUCUACUAGCAUCUCAGAUUUGUGUAAAACUUGUCUUGCCAAGAAUCCCAUCAAAAUUGAAAACAGUGGGGGAUGGUGAACCAAUUUUGUGGACUGCCAAGCAAUUUGUUAUAAAUCCCUCACUCAUUCCGUGUCAUUGCUUUGGCAGGUGCAGAGUUCGUUUUUAUACAUUUGCAAAUUGAUUGCCACAAGUACCCCCUCCUUCCCCCUAACUGCAUUAAUGGCAAUUCUUAGAACUGUACUGACUAAGUGGGGUUAUUCUUUGCAGAAGAUGAUGUGCUUUUGAUGGUUAUGGAUCUGAGUAAAUGUGCAAAGAUUUAAACAUUUAAUUUUGGUGGCAUUUUCUUACUGUAUGUCGAGUAUGCACAUAACUUAACCAGUGCCCGGUCCAAAUCUUGUAGAACAGUGAAGUACUUCUAGUGCAUGUGUGUGAAUGAGUUUGUGUACAACAAGAAAACAGACAUAUAAUAAAAGUGUUAGCAGAUUAAGAUCAAAAUAUGAUUGAACCCUUCAGUUAAUAUUUAUAAUUGUUUGAAACUUAGAUACCCUAGAAGUUUCAUUGAAACCUAUUUGUGGCUUCCACCAGAGGGACGGAAGAUGAAGUGCCGGAGGAUCAAGACAAGGAUGGAUGUGUUUCUGCUCCAUGUGUCAUUUUUAGGACACAUUCUUUGUCACAUUACAAAAAUUUAUGUUGCUUAACACAAGUCUCUUUCAGCUGUUUAUGUGAUGGGCAAUGUAUAUUUGAUCUGUUCCAUUCCUUUACUGAAAGAAAA
Molecule: messenger RNA, 2157 nt
Organism: Cryptotermes secundus
Lineage: Eukaryota; Metazoa; Arthropoda; Insecta; Blattodea; Kalotermitidae
Gene: gus
Product: protein gustavus
Exons: 7
Coding region: 68-1318 (416 amino acids)
Biological process (GO): intracellular signal transduction; proteasome-mediated ubiquitin-dependent protein catabolic process
Cellular component (GO): SCF ubiquitin ligase complex
Molecular function (GO): protein binding
Source: RefSeq, a predicted model, not a curated record